AUGGGGAAAACGCAAAUAUGGGGAAAACGCAAAUAUGGGGAAAACGCAAAUAUGGGGAAAACGCAAAUAUGGGGAAAACGCAAAUAUGGGAAAACGCAAAUAUGGGGAAAACGCAAAUAUGGGGAAAACGCAAAUAUGGGGAAAACGCAAAUAUGGGGAAAACGCAAAUACGGGGAAAACGCAAAUACGGGGAAAACGCAAAUACGGGGAAAACGCAAAUAUGGGGAAAACGCAAAUAUAGGGAAAACGCAAAUAUGGGGAAAACGCAAAUAUGGGGAAAACGCAAAUAUGGGGAAAACGCAAAUAUGGGGAAAACGCAAAUAUGGGGAAAACGCAAAUAUGGGGAAAACGCAAAUAUGGGGAAAACGCAAAUAUGGGGAAAACGCAAAUAUGGGGAAAACGGAAAUACGGGGAAAACGGAAAUAUGGGGAAAACGGAAAUAUGGGAAAAACGGAAAUAUGGGAAAAACGCAAAUAUGGGAAAAACGCAAAUAUGGGAAAAACGCAAAUAUGGGAAAAACGGAAAUAUGGGAAAAAAUGCAAAUAUGGGAAAACCGCAAAUAUGGGAAAAACGCAAACAUGGGAAAAACGCAAACAUGGGAAAAUCGCAAAUAUGGGAAAAACGCAAAAAUGGGAAAAACGCAAAUAUGGGAAAAACGCAAAUAUGGGAAAAACGCAAAUAUGGGAAAAACGCAAAUAUGGGAAAAACCCAAAUAUGGUUAAAACGCAAAUAUGGGAAAAACCCAAAUAUGGGAAAAACCAAAAUAUGGCUAAAUGCAAAUAUGGCAAAAACGCAAAUGUGGCAAAUUCGCUAAUGUGGCAAAAUCGCAAAUAA
Schistocerca cancellata (South American locust) is the source of this 834-nucleotide messenger RNA. RefSeq lists its product as uncharacterized. The transcript has a single exon. Lineage: Eukaryota; Metazoa; Arthropoda; Insecta; Orthoptera; Acrididae. Bases 1 to 834 code for a protein of 277 amino acids. The record is from RefSeq and is a predicted model, not a curated record.